AUGUCACCACCUUCAGCAGUCGAAGUCUCCGCGGUUUCGGAUACGUCUGGAGUUACUAUCCCAAACCCGUUGAGCGCGCCGGUUCUGAGCAACGAGAUUCUUGGAAGAAGAAAGAAGACGACUGCGGCUCAAUGGGGUGUGGCAGCGCCAUCUGACACGGCAAACUUCAGACUCAAGUCUCACGAUCAUAAGGCCAAAGCCAAGCGAUGGAGUCAUAUCAUGACCAAGGAAGCCACGAUCCGGAAAGGCAACUCUCUCAAAGAAGCAGCAAAAUAUCUUGGUACACCCGGCAUAAUAUCUCUCGGCGGCGGUUUACCAUCUAGCGAGUACUUUCCCUUUGAAGAAUUGUCAAUCAAGGUCCCCACGAUUGGUCACUUCUCGGAAGCUGAGACUAGGGAGUCUGGUGUGACUAUCACCGCGGGCAAACAUGACCUCGCGGAGAACAAGUCUAACUUCGACAUUGCUACUGCAUUCAACUAUGGCCAGGGAUCUGGUUCAGCACAACUACUCCGCUUCAUGACCGAGCACACUGAACUGAUCCAUGAUCCGCCAUACGAGGACUGGAAGUGCACCAUGACCAUUGGAAGCACAUCCGCGACCGAUAUGUGCCUUCGUAUGUUCACCCGACCCGGCGACAUGAUCCUAUCCGAAGAAUACACCUUCUCUGCCUUUGUAGAGACCGCCCGACCAAUGGGCGUGCGCGUCUGCGGCGUCCCCAUCGACAACGAAGGUCUCCUACCUGACGAGAUGGACUCUCUUCUCACAAAUUGGGACCAAACAGCUCGCGGCGCACGAAAACCCCAUAUCCUCUAUACCGUCCCAACAGGUCAGAAUCCGACAGGAGCAACGCAGAGCGCAGAGCGCCGGCACGCACUCUACAAAGUCUGCCAAAAGCACGACAUCCACAUCCUAGAAGACGAACCCUACUACUUCCUCCAAAUGCAACCCUAUACCGGCGCGAACGCGCCGUCCGUCCCGCCACCAGCAUCCCACGCCGACUUCAUCAAAUCUCUCGUGCCCAGCUACCUGUCCAUCGACACAGACGGGCGGGUAAUCCGCUUCGAUUCCUUCUCCAAAGUAAUAGCGCCCGGAUCGCGAAUCGGCUGGAUCACCGCGCCCGCCGAAGUCGUAGAACGGUAUUCCAAACACGCAGAUGUGUCGACUCAGAACCCCGCUGGCAUGUCGCAACUCAUCUUGUUCAAACUACUAGAUGAACACUGGGGCCACGCAGGCUAUCUCGACUGGCUCAUCCACAUGCGCAUGCAAUACACACACCGCCGCGAUAUCAUUCUUUCAGCAUGCACAAAAUACCUCCCUACUGAAGUCAUGAGCUGGAAACCUCCUAUGGCGGGUAUGUUCCACUGGAUGCAGGUCGACUUUCGGAAACAUCCUAGUUACCCUGAGAAGAGCAUUGAGAGUAUUGAAGAGGGUAUCUUUAUGCGCGUUAUUGAACAUGGGGCGCUGGUCAUGAGGGGUAGUUGGUUCUAUGCGGAUGCGGAGGAAGAGCACGAUACGCUGUUCUUUAGGGCGACGUAUGCGGCGGCGCCGGGGGAGAAGAUCGAGGAGGGGAUUAGGAGGUUGGGGGAGGCGGUUAGGGAGGAAUUUGGGCUGGGGGAUUAUGCUAAGGAUAAAUGA
This is a messenger RNA of Alternaria infectoria, 1635 nucleotides long. RefSeq lists its product as uncharacterized. Gene Ontology annotation, molecular function: L-2-aminoadipate:2-oxoglutarate transaminase activity; aromatic-amino-acid:2-oxoglutarate transaminase activity; pyridoxal phosphate binding. The coding region runs from base 1 to 1635 and encodes 544 amino acids. The record is from RefSeq and is a predicted model, not a curated record. The transcript is spliced from 2 exons. Gene Ontology annotation, biological process: L-tyrosine biosynthetic process; aromatic amino acid catabolic process. Lineage: Eukaryota; Fungi; Ascomycota; Dothideomycetes; Pleosporales; Pleosporaceae.